GGAGGUGCAAGCGUGCCAUAUACGUCCGUGACUGUGUGCUUUGACAGGCAACGGCGAAGAUUAGUUUAAGAAGAGUGACGAGUAAAUCUUUUAUUCCUUCAGUGGUUGUAAUAACCGAGCGCUUGCAUGACUUGAUACGUGCAUUAUACGAUUUAGAAAGAGACGCUCAUUUUCGCGGCAUAUUUUUCAGUGAUAAUUUUUCAAGAUUUUUCUUAACUACAGUAAUGAAAAAUAUCAUAUGUUGACAUCUGAUGUUUACCUUAUAAUGUAACUUCGAUACAUUGUCUAUGUAACUAAUAUGUGCUAACGAGAGACAUCUUGACUUCUGAAGUGUUUUUGUUUCACCAGUCGCUUUCUAUCUAUUUCUUUUCAUCAGAAUUAAGGAAUGACAGGAAGUUGAUUUAAAUAUCCAGUGCAACGUCUUUCACAUCUUCUGAGCCAGCCGCGAUAAACUCGAAAUGGCUUGGCGUCACAAAUCGCGCUCCGAGAAGACUCUCAUCAAAGUCAUCGGGUUUCUGGUCAUCACUCUGCUGUGCUUCAUCGUCGCCGUCAUCGCGAUGGACUUCGGUUUCAAGGCGAGAAUCGAGACACUGGAGGAGGAGAUCAGAGACCUCAAGUCCCCCGAACCGACAAGUGUCACUACUGUCACUUACACAACCGAGGAGCUAGACUACAACACCACCACAGAGUCUUUUGUAAGUACAACCUCUCCAGAAAUCACAACCACAACCAUCAGCACAGAGAUGCCGUCAAGCUCUACAACCACUGAAGAAGCCACAACGUCCGCCACGACAACAGACAACCCUUCCAGUUCCCCCACGCCAACGGACGUCCUUUUCGAGGCUUUGAGAUCGAUGCUUAGAAACUUCUCUGGCAUGAAAACUUCAGCCAACUCCUUUGAAAGAAUAACUCACAGGGGCACUUUCACUAGUAAGGCAAGAGGCACCUUUAUCAUCAUGGCGGAUAUCGACCAAGAGGAGUCGCAGUCCAUCAUCCCAGAAGCUUCAUCAACAUCAGUUCCAGUCCUCUACAUAGACAGCAGUGAAACUUCCAUUGUCCCUCCCGGAAACUAUACCAACAAUUCCACUUCGGAAGUUUUCGAAGAUAUGGAGGAUGAAUUUGAAACCGCAGCGCCAGAUGAAGGGUCAGGCGAGGGUACACAGGCACCCCCCGCCUUACCCCCCUAACAUUGAGGCUGCAUGGCUCAGAAGCAACACUAAUUCAUCAUUCUUCACUUUAACCGCGAAUUUACGAGGCGCGAAAGAUUCAUUUGUCUGCAAACGAAAAUGGGAAGAGAAAAGUUUUAGUGCUGUGUUCAGAAAUAAUGUUGUUUAUCAUUCCGUAAACAAAGUGUUUAAUUAUGAUCAUUUCUAAGCCAAUACUCUUCUUAAUACUCUCGAUCGAGCGUAAUUGAACACCAUCGAUUUGCAGCAGUAGGCUAUCAAAUUCAGGUUACCAGUAAGUACAUUAAGCUCAUUCUUUGAAAGAUGUACUUAGAGAGUGUACAUCUUGAAUUAACACUAGUUUCUCGUUCAUUUGAGCCCUGUUGGCUGUUUGAAAAAAGAUUAUUGUUUAAAUGACGAUUUGUGGAGGCCAAAAACGAAAUUGUUAAGAUAACACUUGACUGAAAACGACGAAACCCCAUAACUAUGCAGUCGACAUCACUGAUAUGAUUGGUUAGAAGGUGCUUCUUCCCGACUGACACAGCUCAGGCUUCAGCUCACUUGGUUUAUGAUGUAAUGGAAAUUAUUUAUGCCGCCACCGCUUUGUUAAGCAAAUUUAAAGCAUGAUUACGAAAGAAAACGAAAAGCAUGAUUCUUUAGAACAUUCUCCUAAUUUAUGGCGAUAUAAAAACACAGGUUAUGUUUAAAUGUUCGAAAGAGUCACCCGUAUGUAACAAUUGCUGUGAGGAAGACGGGACUUCGAAUGGUAUACUACAUUGUUUUGCACUUCAUUGUCAAUUUUUACAACUCUGUGAACUUUAUUCGGUCAGUCGAUUUAGUCAUAAAUCUGAAAUUGUUUCUGCGCAUGACAGUUGCUCGGAUAACUUGCUUUUAUAUUUCAUUCCUUUUCUGAUUGACAUUAUGAUAAGUUUGAUUGCAUUAAUGUCAUUGCGUAGCCUCUAACACUUAUUGGUUCAAUGUUUCACUUGAAAUGUUUGUAUGUACAUUCUGAUAUAGUACUGUAAAUGUUGCAAGGUAAACAACAAAAGGCUUCCUCCUCAUGUUUAAGGAUAUAAUUAUGUAAAUACACUAAUUGUUGUAACAUAAGACAUAGGACAUAAUAUAAUAAUUUUUUUAUUAUAGCAGACAAUUAAGAUCAACAAAGAAACCCGCCAUUUUC
Macrobrachium nipponense is the source of this 2343-nucleotide messenger RNA. RefSeq lists its product as uncharacterized. The coding region runs from base 459 to 1187 and encodes 242 amino acids. Lineage: Eukaryota; Metazoa; Arthropoda; Malacostraca; Decapoda; Palaemonidae. The transcript is spliced from 4 exons. The record is from RefSeq and is a predicted model, not a curated record.